AUGGCGACGCCGCCGUUCAACUUGCACGACUACAACGCCGACGAGAUGCCACGGUUCGCGCAGGGCGUGCAGGUGAACGUGGCGGUGUUCGGGCCGGCCUCCACCGUGGCCGUCACCCGGCUGAUGCUCCAGAUUGACUUGCUGGAUGGCGAGUUCGACGACACGCUUGCCUGGAAGCUGCUGCACCACCUGCACAGGAAGCGAGGCUCGCUCGACGCCUUCAAGGUGCACAUGCAGCUGCCGCAGUACAGCGAUCUACCCUCCGCGCUGUGGUUCGAGUCGCUCGCCACGCAGCUGCGCGAGGCCGGGGUCGAGCCCCUCAUCGACGGCCGCUCCCUCAACGCUGACAAGGUGCGGCGCAGCCUCAAGACUGCGCCCGCGCGUCUUCGUCUGUGA
Messenger RNA from Emiliania huxleyi CCMP1516, 396 nucleotides. RefSeq lists its product as hypothetical. The record is from RefSeq and is a predicted model, not a curated record. The coding region runs from base 1 to 396 and encodes 131 amino acids. Lineage: Eukaryota; Haptophyta; Isochrysidales; Noelaerhabdaceae. The transcript has 3 exons.